AUUUGUUAAAAGGACUUUAAAAUCUUAGUCCUAAUAGUUUUUUGACAUUAUAUGAAUUUAUACAACUGUAUAUAACACAUGCCACACAGUGAAAAAUAUACAAACAAAGGUCAUGAGUUUUUGUACUGUCCUAGUGUUGAAUAUUUCUGGUAUCUAUUAUUUUGUUUUCCCUCCUCCUUUCUCCGCCAUGAUGUUUUCUAAGUGAGCAGCGGGGAUAAGAGCUAACCAGCUAGUUUAGCCGUCAGGCUGCGGACUGUUUUGGAAGGGAGGUGCAAUGGAUGGAUGCUUUACCCCGCUACGUUUUGCCUGAAAUUGGUCGUACUUAAUGCAAAAUGCGCCCUCACCGACAAAUAUUAUCACUCGAUAUAUUCCGCGAGAUUGCGGAAAGCUGCUAAUUCGCAGCGUGACGUUUAUUAAUAUUCCCGGAGCAUCGGUUUUCGUCCUAAUUUAAAGAUUAUCGUUAGCUGAAGCUGUUUAAGUGGCUACAAUCAGCGCUAGCUCCUCCUUGCUGUCUACCAUCGCAUUCUUGUGUCUCCUGCCUCAGGAAUGUUCUCAAAAAAGCCUCAUGGGGACGUUAAAAAAUCAACACAGAAAGUGUUGGAUCCAAAGAAGGACGUGUUAACGAGACUGAAACAUCUGAGAAUAGUCAUAGAAAAUGCAGAGCCCUCUGAGCUGAAGCAUUUUUUUGAUCUGAACUACUCCCAUAUCUACUAUGUAUUCUUUGAGAACUUUGUCACCAUCGAGGUCAGCCUCAAGCAAAAAGGUCACAAGUCUCAGAGGGAGGAGCUGGACUCUAUCCUCUUCAUCUUUGAGAAAAUCCUCCAACUCCUGCCAGAGAGAAUCCAGAGCCGAUGGCAGUUCCACAGCAUUGGGCUCAUCCUCAAGAAGCUGUUACACACUGGAAACUCUCUGAAGAUCCGCCGUGAAGGUGUGCGUCUGUUCUUGCUGUGGAUGCAGGCAUUACAGAGUAAUGCAGAGCGGGAGCAGCUCUGUAUGUUCGCCUGUCUAAUACCUGGGUUCCCUGCUCCACUCUGCCAUGGGACCCCACGCACCCUGGACACUCUAAUCAACCCACCAUUGAGCUUAACAGAGACUCAAGUGACCCCAGAAGAGAUCACCCCAUUGGUUCCUCCACAGUCAGGUGACAAGAACCAGGAAGACCUCACUGCUUACUUUUUAGAAGCAUUGCUCAAAUACAUGGUAAACCAGGCCAAGUCUCUUGAGUGGCGUUGUAAAGAGAACCAUGAACGUGGCUUCAGCUUCCUCUUUGGUCACUUCAGGAAGUUUUACCUUCCUCACAUUUUCCCCAACUUCGCCAUGGAAACCAGUCUGUAUAGCCCAAUACUGGAGGUGCCUCCAAUGCGUCCGAAGCCCUAUUACAGUGUGGUGCGCAGAGAGCAGGACAGUGGUGAAGCGGUCUACUGCACCAAGGAGAGCUUCCUUCAGGCCCGGGUCAUCUUCAUCCGCUGGUUGGUUUCUUUCUGGCUGGAACCACGACCCAAUACUCACACACACAUCCCCGGAACCGAAGGAGAGAAUGUCCCCAAAAAUAUACAGCGAGCAGCAGCCGGUCUAGCUGCUCGCUCUGCUGGCAGCUCAGACGACAGUGGUGGAGGUGGGAUCCGGUCCGACAACCACCUGGAAGGCAGCAGCAGUUCAUCAGGGCUUGGCGUAGGCAGUGGGGGUCUCUGUGGACCUCCAGGGAUUGGGGGUGAGCCUGAACAGAGCCACUCGAACACAUCUACGCUGACAGAGAGGGAGCCUAGUUCAUCCUCACUUUGCUCUAUGGAUGAGGAGCAGCUGACAGACAUGGAGGUGGUGAGGAGAGUGCUGACCUGCUCCAGAACCAACGUCAAUUUCAUUACAGAGAUCUUCAGACAGGCCUUUCUCCUCCCAAUGUGUGAAGCAGCAGCAAUGCGCAAAGUGGUCCGUGUUUACCAGGAGUGGAUCUCUAUGGAGGACAAGCCAGUGUUUAUGAAGGAGCCAGAGGAGGGCCCCUAUCCUAUCGCCACAGCCAACAGUCUGGAUACAGGCUCUCAGCUGGGAGACAAAGAGGACGAGGGAAUGAAUAAGGUGGUAGACGGUGAAUUGCUGGAGUACAGUGUUCAUGCUGGUGUUCAGACUACACUACAGGUAUUUAUUACCCACUCUUCCAAUGUUUUCCUCCUGGAGCCAGCCAACGACAUCAAAAUCCUUUUAGAGGAGCAUGUUGACAUGUGCAAGAGGGUUCUGAACAUUUACCGCAGCCUUGUUAUGCAUGAGACCAUGGACCAGAAAACAUGGGAGCAGAUCUUACUGGUUUUGCUCAGGGUGACAGAAUCGGUGAUGAAAAGACCACCAUCUAUCAUGCCCCCGGGCAAGAAAAACAACACACUGUCAGGCAGAUUGGCUGGACCGAUCUUUCAGACACUGAUAGUUGCAUGGAUUAAGGGGAACUUAAACGUGUACAUCAGCAGGGAGCUGUGGGACGACCUCCUCUCUGUCCUCUCCUCUCUGACCUGCUGGGAGGAGCUGGUCACAGAGUGGUCACUCACAAUGGAGACCCUCACCAAGGUGUUGGCCAGGAAUCUGUACAGUGUUGAUCUGAAUGAGCUUCCACUGGACAAACUCAGUGAACAAAAGCAGAAGAAACAUAAAGGAAAAGGUAUUAGCUCAGAGGGCCAGCGGCAGGUUGUUGACCGGUCCUUCUCUAAAGGCUGGAGCAGAGACCAACCAGGACAAGCUGCAGCCAUGAGGCAGCGAAGCGCCACCACUGCUGGCUCCCCAGGCAUCGAAAAGGCCCGUAGUAUUGUUCGCCAGAAGACUGUAGCCCUGCGUAGCUGUUCUACGGGGGACUCUCUGCUGUCCUCAGCCUUUAUCCGCAGUGCUAAGAGUGCUCCUGCUCUGGCUCCGCCUAUUCCUGUCCUCCUCCACCACCACCACCCUUUACUACCCCCCCUUGCUGACCAGCUGGCAGACCUCGAGGACCCACCAAUCACACUGACAUCCCGCACAUCUCGGAUGCGCCACUCAUCUCAAAGUGACGAGGCCCCUCCUACAUCCUGUUCUGAGGUGUUCCAGGGAGGGGCUUGUGACCUGGAUACUCCACCUCCUUCCUCUCUGGCACGGAGCAGCAGUGCUUCUGACAUCAUGGAGCCCUUCAUUGCAGAGCGGGUCAAAGGUGAAGACCCUCAAAGGGAUCCCAGUUCGAUCCUGAAUCCUCCCCACCAGCACUCCACAACUACUUCCUUACUUUCAGCCAGUAGCCACGCGACUCCACCACUUCCACACUCCCCAUCCUCUCCUUCUUCCACCCCUUUUACCUUUUCCAAUGGUGUCGUUUCAUCAACGUCAGAGAGACAAGAUGAAGGCAAUAUUUAUAAUCAGCUCUGGCAUCAGAUUGGCUCUCAAAGCCAAGGUUCUAGUUCUGAUUGGGUUAGUGACUGGGAUUCAGCCUUCAACAUUCCCUCUGAAAAAGAAGUUGACACAGAGGACAGUGAAACGGGGGCUGGGGUAGAAGAGGAUGAUUUAUUCUCUUCUAUUAGGGACUACCUCACCAACAAAGGAAGUGAAAAGAAAGAGGAAACAGAGGAGAGAAGUCAUUCAGUAGAAAACAGUGUAACUGUACCUGUACAAACCGGAGUAGCUAGAACACAAAUGGAAUAUGCAGGGCAAAUAGGAGAGGCAAGACAGGUGGCACAAGGCAAUAGACAGACAUGUCAAGGGGAAAGACAGGUAAGUAAAACAGUGAGACAUAGCAGUGUGGAUUCAACAGAGGAGACUGAGGCCGAUCAACGGAGCAUCUACGAGUGCUUGGAGUUGCAGUGUCAGUGGCCAUCUCCUGGUGUUAGAGGGAGCUUAGAAAGACACACAGGAGAAAAGGAGAAAAAGGGAGGUGAGAAUGUAGGAAGAGCAGCAGGAUGGGAAGGAAAAGGUGACAUGUGGCGGGAAACGGGAGAGGACUGGAAAGGAGAAGGGAAACAGAAUGAAAAAGGAGCAAACGAGAGAUUUGGUGUCAUCAGGCAAGACACUAAUAGUGCUGAAUCUAGCACUGAGCUAAAUCCCCAACCUUUAGACCCAAAUAAGGUCAAAAUGCCACGUAGUUCCACAAAGAGACACCAUUCUGGGGGUGUCCAUGUCAGCUUCCGGCCCUCAACUGAGUCUGUCCAGUUCCACAACCCACUGGAGAGUAAAGAAGCCCACUGGAAAGCAAGGCUGCGACGCCUCAGUCACUUCCAUACUCAUAGCCAUUCAGCAGGGGAGAGGCCUGCAGCUGGGUCUGGGGGUGGGUCAGGGGGGAAGCUGGGGGCAGGGAGUGCAGGUAAGUUUGGCUCUGUGGCUGGUAUUAGCUAUAAAGUAGGGGCACAUGAAAGGUCUGUCUCUGGAACUGUGAUGGAUAUCAGUGGGGCUGGGGGCACAGCAGGCACUGGAGGUGUGGAAUGCAGGGCUGGACUUGGAGGGGAUAAAGACAGACAGCAGCAGCAUCCUGUGGGAUCCAAACUGAGCUCUGAGGGCCAUUCAGAGUUGUCCAGCAGCUCAGGCUCCUCAGGUGUGUCGUCAGGGGUGCGUGGCCGGUUGGGACGUUCCGCCUUGCGAUCUCGAGCUUCCCGCUCCCGCUCCCAGGAGCCAGGCAGCACUGCCUCACGACACCACCAGGGUGCUCUUCUUGGUGGCGUCUAUAAGAGUGUUGUUCAUGCUCUAUCCUCCAAGCCCCGGCCCCGAGGUCAAGGGUCAUCCCAAGGCUCGUCGCCACAGCGACAGGGCAGGGCCUCCAUGGGUGACGCCUCGCUAAGAGAUCUCUACUCCCAUGUCCUGGGCUACUUUGGACGAAAGACGACCACACCAGCCAACAAAGAAGAGGUGGUCCAGAAAGCACGUCCAGUCUCCAGUGAUGUUGGAAGCAGUAAUCCAAACUUCUCUGACCUCAUGGAUGAGUUUAUCCAGGAAAGACUGAGAGCCAAAGGAACAGCGGGUCGUCGUGGCAGCAGCCCAGGCAGUUUGGAGGUUCCUAGGGAUUUGCCAGAGCUCCUGGAAGGUGCUCAGAGUCCCGGAUCUCGACCAUCAGAUGAUCUCCGGCCUAUUGAUGACCCGGGGGUUCCUUCUGAGUGGACGUCACCAGCAAGUGCCAGCGGUUCUGAUGUCAUCAGCUCAGACAGCCAAUCAGAUUCCUUCAAUGCCUUUCAAUACUCCACCUGCAAAUUUGACAAUUUUACAUUCAGUUCAGAGUCAUGUGGAGGAGGAGUUGGUACUGGAGGUGGAGGUGGAGGAGGUGGUCGAGGCAGUUCACUGGACCAAGACAGCUUGGGAGGAGGUAUGGCCUGUGAAGAGCACGAAGUGGCCAGUUUGACAACACUUCACAUCGACUCUGAGACCAGCAGCCUGAGCCAUACUGUCACUGUUACUGGUUCUGAGAGUGCGUCUCCCAUGCACUCCCUUGGAGGCUCUCGAUCCCAGACCCCAUCCCCUGCCACACUGACGGCUGAGCACACUGACCACACACACUCUCAUUCACACUCCCACACACACUUACAGCUGGACCAGAAACUCCACAACUCAGUCCUGCAGACCCCUGAUGACCUCGAAACCAGUGAGUUCCCGAGCGAGGACUGCAGUGUGAUGGCAGGCGGUUCUCUAACAGGAUGGCAUGCUGAUGUUGCCACGGUAAUGUGGAGACGGAUGCUGGGUAUCCUGGGAGAUGUCAACAGCAUCAAAGACCCAGAGAUUCAUGCUCAGGUCUUUGACUACCUGUGUGAACUGUGGCAAAACCUGGCCAAGAUCAGAGAUAACUUGGGCAUUUCUCUGGACAACCAGUCGUCUCCACCACCCCCUGUGCUGAUCCCACCCCUCAGAAUCCUCACCCCCUGGCUUUUCAAGGCAACCAUGCUGACAGAGCGUUACAAACAGGGAAAGCUUCAUGCCUACAAGCUCAUCUGCAGGAUCAUGAAGAGGCGGCAAGAUGUUUCUCCAAACACUGAUUUUGUCACGCACUUUUACAACAUCAUGCAUCAGGGGCUGCUGCACCAAGACCAGGAUAUUGUGAAUACCAUCAUAAAGCACUGCAGUCCAAGGUUCUUCAGUAUCGGCCUACCUGGAGCCACCAUGUUGAUCCUGGACUUCAUCAUUGCAGCUUCUAGAGUCACUGCCUGCUCAUCGCUCAAUGCCCCCAGAGUUGAAGCCCAGAUCCUUCUCGGCUCUCUGGUGUGUUUUCCCAACCUUUACGGGGAGCUUCCAGCCCUCCAUCCAACUACAGCAGAUGUAGUACUUACCAAGUUCCCAGAUGUAAAAGAGCACAUUAUCAAAACCAUCCUGACAUCUGCCAGAGACGAGCCUUCAGCUCCUGCCAGGUGUGUGGCCCUGUGCAGUCUGGGCAUCUGGCUGUGUGAAGAAUUGGCUCAUGGGACACAACAUCCACAAAUUAAAGAUGCACUCAAUGUCAUCUGUGUUACUUUGAAGUAUCCCAACAAGAACGUAGCACUGGUAGCGUCAGACAUCCUUCACCUUCUGAUCAGCUACGUGGAUCACCUUCAGAAAUUCCCCCCUGACACUCCAAAGAAGAUCAUAGAGAUUUUGAUUGCCACCAUCACAUAUUUACUUCCUUCCACUGAGUCGUCUCCUCAUGAACUUGAUAAGAGGUUGGUGGUGUCUCUCCUGUUGUGUCUGUUGGACUGGGCCAUGGCUUUGCCGCCAAAGACUCUCCUCCAACCUGUUCAAACACGAAGCCCUCCAGAGAGAGACCAACCAACCAAGACCCUUCUAAGCUGUAUUUAUAAGGUAUUGCAUGGCUGUGUGUACGGAGCACAGUCUUUCAACAGUCCAAAGUAUUACCCACUGCAACUCUCAGACCUGCUGAAUCCAGACUAUGACCCCUUCUUACCAUUGGAGAGCCUCAGAGAACCAGAACCUCUGCAUAGCCCGGACUCUGAACGCUCCAGCAAACUGCAGCCUGUCACUGAAGUUCGUAGCCGUAUUCAGCAGGGUCUGGUUUCCAUUGCUGCCAGAACAGUUAUCACACACCUGGUCAACCAUCUGGGACAUUAUCCAAUGUCCGGAGGGCCCGCUACUCUGUCUAGUCAGGUGUGUGAAAAUCAGGACAACCCGUACUCUGAGAGUGCAGAUCUGGGGCCAGAACUCUUCCACUCACCAAACCUGCAGUUUCUGGUUCUAAAUGGCUCUACACUGCUCUCUGUACUUCAGAUCCGGUCAGAGUCUGGUGUACCAGGAGGCGGAAUGACAGCCGGUCUGUCUUCUGCUCCCGCCUGCGUUCGUGUCAUCAUCCGAGAUGUAGCCGGAAAGCACUCCUGGGACUCUGCAGUCCUUUACGGACCCCCACCUUGUUCCCCAAACAGUCCUGCUCAUACACUUUUGACUCACACACAGUCUUCUCACAUUGGGAACCUUCACUUACACACCCCGCCAGGCGGUCCGCCAAAAAGGAUGGACGUAAAGAGAGAAGACAGUGUCGAAGAAGGUCAAGAUGAGAGAGAGGAAGAGGAGGGAGGAAUGGGAAUGGAGGGGGAAGAGUUUCAGGGGGAGGAGGAGGGAGAAAAGAGGAAAGUCAGUGAAGAGGAGAAAGGAGAGCAAAGAGUAGUUGAAGGAGAAAAUGGGCUGCAGGAGGAGGAGAAGGAGCACAGACUGGAUGAGGAGGUGGAUAGAGGAGAGCCAGGCUUAGAACAGAUGCUAGCUCCACCAUUGGCUAAACGCAUGUGUCGGGAGGCGGUGCCUGCGUGGGAUUCACUGAGGGAAGGAGACGACGCACUGGAUGAGAUGCUUCAGUACCUGGGAUACUCCAGUCCUGAGUGUCUACAGAGAGCAGGCAUGCCACUGAACAUCCCCGCCCCUCCCCCAGCUUGCGUUUCAGAAAAGCAGGAGAACGACGUGAUCAAUGCCAUUCUGAAGCAGAGUGCUGCUGAGAGAGAGUUUGUCCUUCAUAGAGGUGAGGAGUUGAACAUGAGAGCUGUGCAGCAGACUGAACCUGAGACUGAGACGUCGCAGUCAGCCUUCUACUACUGCAGACUACUGAUUAAUAUACUGGGACUCAACUCCUGGGAGAAGAGGAGUAACUUUCAUUUGCUGAGAAAGAAUGAGAAGUUACUGAGAGAGCUGAAAAACCUGGAUUCACGGCAGUGCCGUGAGACGCAUAAAAUAGCAGUAUUUUAUGUGGCUGAAGGCCAAGAGGACAAACACUCAAUAUUAACCAACACAGCGGGCAGCCAGGCUUAUGAAGACUUUGUCUCUGGACUAGGCUGGGAGGUGGAUCUCACCACUCACUGUGGCUUCAUGGGAGGUCUGCAGCGGAAUCGCAGCACAGGCCAAACCACGCCUUACUACGCCACAUCCACUACCGAGGUCAUCUACCACGUCUCCACUCGCAUGCCCCACGAUCAGGACCACAAUCUCACCAAGAAGCUCAGACACCUGGGUAACGACGAGGUUCACAUCGUUUGGUCAGAACAUUCCAGAGACUACCGUCGGGGGAUCAUCCCCACUGAGUUUGGAGAUGUCCUAAUCAUCAUCUACCCCAUGAAGAACCAUAUGUACUCUAUCCAUAUACUGAAAAAACCAGAGGUGCCGUUCUUUGGUCCACUUUUUGACGGUGCUAUAGUGGACAUGAAGAUUUUACCCACUAUGGUCAGAGCUACAGCCAUCAACGCCAGCCGAGCCCUUAAAUCCCUCAUUCCUCUAUAUCAAAACUUUUAUGAGGAACGAGCCCGUUACCUUGAAACCAUCGUGCAGCACCACCAGGAGCCAACCACGUUUGAGGAUUACGCAGCUCGCGUCUACAGUCCUGCUCCCUGCACUCACCUUCCCUCUGACUCAGGCUCCUGCCUCGAGAUUCUUCGGGGAGAAAGUCCGGCUCUUGGGGAGGCCGGGAGCGACUCGGCGUCCCCCAUGUCUCCUCGGACUAGCAAGAGCCGCAUGUCCAUGAAGCUGCGUCGCUCCUCUGGGUCAGCCAAUAAGACUUGAGCUCUGUCGAUCACAGAGACCCCAACGAAAGUAAACGCUUCAUAUCACAACAGGCAAACAAAAGGUGGUUUCUCCUCUGACAUCAGCCAAUCAGACAUGAAUUACCCCAGUUAUAGCCGUACAUUAGAGUAUGAGAAAUUAAACUUUGCACAAAUUAAAACUUCCAUCAAUGUUAAUUAUCAUCAGGUGAUGAGGAGAUGAAUGUUGCAUCACAGAUGUCGUUUUCCUGUUAAGUCUGUUGGUUAAUCAGCCAAUAAUGCUUCUAUUGCAGUCAUGCUCUUCUCAGAUGAUGUACAGAACACUUUGUUGUGCUGCUGUUUUCUUUAAAACAUCUAUUCAACCGUUCUAUUCUGUGAACAAUAAUAUACUGUAAUUUUAUUGGAACCUUCACACAUCUGCUGCAUUAAUCCUCAGCUUUGCUCACAGAAAUACAGUUAAAUCCGUGCUGCAGCUUGUUGAUCCACACCAUGUUCAGCCUGAUCAGCGCAGUAUUAGAUCACGUUCACGCCCGUGCCAUGUUAGAAACCUGUACAAACUCCAGUGUAAGAUUUCGUGCCACGUUCUGCUUUGAAUUCCUCUGCCUACAGUCAUUACAGCACAUUCAGUCAGACCAGACAAGAGACACAAACUCUCUGUGCGUUGUGUCGUCGCCUUGAGCAAUCUGUAUAUUUGUACUAUAGUCACAAAGCUGAGUUUUGAUAUUAAAAGAAAGGAGAAUGUUGUGAGAGUGAAGGCACCUGACAAGUGCUGCACGGAGAAAGCAAUAUAAAAGUCUAUUUUUGUUCUCGACGUACAGAUAAGGGCAGUGGUCUGACUCCAAUCAGUUCUCAAAUGUACAUAGAAAUGUAUUGGUUUGCUAACAAUAAGACAAGCAGCCACUGUAGAUGUGUCCUCAAACCAAAAAUGUUUCCUGUUUGCAAUCAGAAGGAAAUCCCCCGCCUGAACCUGAACCUGAAGCUGAUGUGAGAUCAGUGUUAAAGUGAGGAAGGAGGGGAAAGCGCUUUUUAGGAAAUAAACCAGACAAACUGAUCCGAGCAAGCACUUGUUACAUAAAGUUUAGAUAUGACUCUUUUUUUUUUUUUUUUUUUUUUUUUUUUGCCAAUGCUGUAAAAUGUGGAGAAGCACUGAUGUCACUGCAUUUAUUUUUUCUUUUAUUUUUAAUGGACUGUAAAAUGUGUUUUGACCCAAAUGAAAAUGUUGCUGUCAUUUUAGUUCAGUGUCUCGCUGUCAUCUGACGCAAUGGAACCACACCUUUUCUUUGUUCCCAUGAGUAUAUAUAUAUAUAUAUAUAUAUAUAUAUAUUCUGUACAUCUAUAUAUGUAUGAGUAUAAAUAUAUAUAUAAAGUAGAUAUAUGAAUAUCUAUAAGAAUGUGUACAGUGUGAGACGGCUUGUUGUGUAUAUACUGUCUUAUGAGCAUAGCUGCCAAAACCAAACUGUGGUUUUAACCUCAGACCACAUCUGCUAAAAAUGGACUGACACUACACGACUUUUUGCUUCAACGGUUCCUCAUUGAUAACCAGUUUGCACUUCAUUAUUUAGGAAUCGAAAGCUCAAGCUAUUUUAUCUCACAUGCUCUUCUAUUCAGUCAAUAUUUGCUUUCUUGGUAACACCAACUGAUUCUCCAAAUUCAAAUCCAAGGAGGAAUUAGGAUUUAGGAUCGUCCGUGACAUCCACAGUGUUUGCAAAAUGACACUUCAUUUUUGCUCAAUGUGUGGAUUAUUGCAAAAGCAAACGUUGGCUGGUGUUGGUGCACUUAGAAUGACUCAGCAGCACUAAAACGUGAGGUUGUCAGGACAUCCACCUUUACAAAUUGAAGGAGGAAAAAUGAUCUGCGUUAAAGUGACGUUAGUAAAACCAAGGAGGAGAGAGAUGGCCUCACAUUAUACAUAGAUAUUUUAAUAUAAUAUGGUUUCUUUUCUUUUCUUUUUUAAACCUGUUCUUAUAUUUAGACUCAUCCCCAGUUCCUUUUUAUUUAAGGAGGGGAGCCGUGUGUAAUCACAAAACACAACGUCACGCUACUGUUGAGGAUUUUCAUGUGUUUCAUAUUUUCGUUCUGACACUCCAUCAUUCGGACUCAACUCACAGAAAAACAAAAUGUUUGCAUGAUUUCUUACAAACUGGCCUCAGAACAAAACCAUUAAGUUUGUCGUGUGGAUGUGCUGUGGAUUUCCAUUGAAUUUGUUCUACAUUAACACCUCAUUUUUUCACAUUUCUACACAAACCGAUCACUCCUAAAGAAAACAUGCCUCCAGUAUCAAAUAGACAUGUCUUUACAUAUCACUUCACUGUGUCACACAGCUGAAUUUUUUUUUGUAAAUGUUAAAUUUUGGCUGUUUUUCAGCCAUGUAUUCUCUACAAAGAGGAAAGGGAUUUUUUUUUUCUUCUUAUUUGACCCCUCUGUUGGGUACAUUUUUAGAGACUUAAGAUGAGGGCUAUUUUCUGUGUUUUUUGACAGUGAAAUCGGCUGAUAUUUACGUCGUCCCUUUAAAUUAUUGUCCUUUCAUCAUAUUAAUGACCAAGUGAGGGAACUCUGAGGUUGAAGCACCGUUGAUUCGUUGGUCAAGACAUGUGGUCUAGUAGCCCCAGUGCACCCUGGGACUGAUCUGUACAUGCUGUAUAUAGACUACAGUCACCAUCCGCGUCCCAUAGUGUCUGCCGAAACGUUAUUCACUCUGACACGUCCCAAACUCCAAAAACAAAAAAACAGCCGUGACAUAUUGACACUCCUUUAAGCUAAACUGCUCCUCUGCUUAAAUAUCUACAAGGAAUGAUGGGUAAUUUUCUACUUCAAUGAGUUUUUUUCAGUUAAAUGUAUCUGCUUCUUAUAAGUCGCCUGGAUAGGAUGUGUUUCCCAGUGAAUGCAUGUCCAUUUAAGAAAAACGAGCUGCAACAAAAUGUAUAUUAAUCAGGAUAUUAAGGAAUUUAUUAAAAGGAAAACAAAAACAAUCAUGGUUGCUUGGGUGAAAGUAUUUGGUAAUGCUUUAGAUUACAGCCUGCAAACUACAAUGCAGUUAAGACCGAAUUUACAGCAUGUGCAGGUAGAAAAGAGUAAAACGUAAAGUUUAGAGAAUAUGGUGGAAGCUACUGUAUGGUGCCUCUGAAAUUUUUCACAAUAAAACAUUAUUUCCAACAUCCAUCACCCUCUACAUAUUAAUACUUUGCAGUAAUUAAGUAGAGUUUUCAGGUUUUUGUACUUUACUUUUUAUUUUUCUAGCAACUUUUUACCUUUGCUCCCUAAAAGUCAUAUCAGUAUCUUGUUUCCACCCCUUACAUUUGUCUUUUUUUUUGUUUAUAUUUAAUGCAUUUGAGGAGAUUUUGGAAUGUUGAAAGAGUGAAGACAUUGAAAAGUGAUUGGCACAUCAGUUAAAUUUCAUUUUAUUUGAAGUUACAAUAUUAUGAACCAUUAAUUUGAGGUUCAGUCAGUUUUACACAGAAACAGCAGGUAGAAAUGUCGUCAAAGUGCUCCUUUUUUGCUUUUGUUAUGCAAGUACAUUUCAGUUUUCACUUUUAAUACACAAGUUUAUGUUCUGUGUUGCCUAAACUGCAUUUUUCACUCUUUUACUUACACAUUACACACUGUACAGAUACACCACUGGCACAAAAAACUGUGUAAAUUCAGUCCUGAUUCUGAUUUAACUUGUGAGCUGUAAUCUGAAAUAUUGCCAGAUAGACUCUUCCUUCUUUAUUCUACUUGAGCAGCCACAAAUCAGACAGUAGAAACUGGAUUAACAUAAAAAUGGUGAACCUCUGUACUUUCAGCGGAUAGACGCAGGUUCAGUUUGUAUUAUUCUGAUUUGAGUUUGGGACGAUGCCGACGUAUGUAACUACUGACUAUAAAUACUGCAUGACACCAGUUCAGUACUAACUGCAUGUGUUGACCUUGUAACAGCUGCACCACAACACGCAUGCACACACACUCCACAAGCUAUGUUACUGUCAAAGCUGUAGUAUGUAAACAUGUAAAGUCUGGGUCAGAGACACAGUGUGGAUGUGCAAUGACGGAAUUUGACAAUAAAUGAUUCAUACCACUGA
Molecule: messenger RNA, 12976 nt
Organism: Sphaeramia orbicularis (orbiculate cardinalfish)
Lineage: Eukaryota; Metazoa; Chordata; Actinopteri; Kurtiformes; Apogonidae
Gene: ralgapa1
Product: Ral GTPase activating protein catalytic subunit alpha 1
Biological process (GO): positive regulation of GTPase activity; regulation of small GTPase mediated signal transduction
Cellular component (GO): cytoplasm; nucleus
Molecular function (GO): GTPase activator activity
Source: RefSeq, a predicted model, not a curated record